AUGGCAGCUUCGUCUCCCCCGGCUCUGCGAUGGCGCCUUCUCAAGCGAUCGCUGCUCCGCUCGAAAUCUGAUGAGAUUGACGAGGAGGCUGCGAGGGUAUCCAGAGUCCCGUCCGGGAGCUUUGGCCUGAUCGCGAGCCGCUGCGUGGAAGAUAACGAGGAGAUCGAUGGUAUUCUGUGGGAGUACACGCUCCCGGAUGAGCGGACGACUGCAUUGCUGAUGAGGCAAUCACGCAGCGGCCAGUUUAAGCUUAGCGAUCAUUCGAGCUGUAGAGAGCUCGGCAUUGACAACACUGGUGUUAUUUGUUUGUGGCCAGCUGAAGAGAUUCUUGCUUACUAUUGCGUUUCACGACCGGAAAUGUUUAGGAACAAGAGGAUUAUAGAACUUGGUGCUGGAUAUGGAUUAGCGGGACUAGCAUUGGCAGCUUGUACCGAUCCUGCCGAAGUUUUAAUCACGGAUGGCAACCCGAAGAUAUCCAGAAAAAUUGCAGACUGAAUGCCGAGCUGUUUGGGAAGACUAAAGUCAGCUCAGAGGUUUUGUACUGGUGCAAAGAGCCAGUACCUCUGGACUCUGAAUUUGAUUUUAU
Selaginella moellendorffii is the source of this 586-nucleotide messenger RNA. Its product is annotated as calmodulin-lysine N-methyltransferase. Bases 1 to 495 code for a protein of 164 amino acids. The record is from RefSeq and is a predicted model, not a curated record. Gene Ontology annotation, molecular function: calmodulin-lysine N-methyltransferase activity. The transcript is spliced from 6 exons. NCBI's taxonomy places the organism in Eukaryota, Viridiplantae, Streptophyta, Lycopodiopsida, Selaginellales, Selaginellaceae. Gene Ontology annotation, cellular component: cytoplasm.